AUUUACAGAUAUUUUUUUUGUUCGAAAAUAUUGAAACUACUUAUGUUGUAGCUCCCCCAAAAAACCAGUAAUUGACUGAAAUAAAAUUGUACACAGUCAUACGGACGGACAGAGAAAAAAAAUAAAACUAAACAUUUGUUGCUGUGGUGUGGAUAGUUUGCACAACUGAUAUUGCAGCAGCAACAGUAGCAACAGCAGCAGCUAUCACUAUGUCGACAACAUCAGCAUCAUGUGAUUGUUUGGUGGGGGUGCCAACUGGACCAACACUUGCCUCCACCUGUGGUGGCAGUGCUUUUAUGUUGUUUAUGGGUCUUUUGGAAGUAUUCAUACGUUCACAAUGUGAUCUUGAAGAUCCUUGUGGUCGUGCUAGUUCAAGGUUUCGCUCAGAGCCCGAUUAUGAGUACGACUUUAUAGUGAUUGGCGGUGGUUCAGCCGGUUCUGUAGCAGCCUCACGUUUAUCCGAAGUGGCACAAUGGAAGGUGUUAUUGAUUGAAGCCGGUGGCGAUGAACCAGUGGGUGCACAAAUUCCCUCCAUGUUUUUGAACUUUAUAGCCAGUGAUAUCGAUUGGAAGUACAAUACAGAACCGGAAAAAUCAGCGUGCUUAUCGUCUGAAGGUCAACGUUGCUAUUGGCCCAGAGGCAAAGUUUUAGGUGGCACCUCCGUGUUAAACGGCAUGAUGUAUAUUCGUGGUAAUCGUGAGGAUUAUGAUGAUUGGGCUGCUAUGGGUAAUCCGGGUUGGAGUUAUAAAGAAGUUUUACCAUUCUUUAAGAAAUCCGAAAAUAAUCUACAAGUUGAUGAAGUGGGCAGGGAUUUGCAUGGUACAGGCGGUUUGAUGCCGGUUUCAAAAUUCCCCUAUAAUCCUCCCUUGUCAUAUGCUAUUUUGAAGGCUGGCGAGGAAUUAGGUUUCAGCGUACACGAUUUGAAUGGUAAAAACUCCACCGGUUUCAUGAUUGCCCAGAUGACAUCCCGCAAUGGCAUACGCUAUAGUUCUGCUCGUUCCUUUUUGAGACCUGCUCGCCUGCGUAAUAAUCUUCAUAUUCUAUUAAAUACUACGGCUACCAAAGUUUUAAUCCAUCCCGGUACUAAGACCGUUUUAGGUGUUGAAGUCAUUGAUCAAUUUGGCAGUAUGCGCAAAAUUUUAGUUAAAAAGGAAGUCAUUGUCAGUGGUGGUGCUGUAAAUUCACCCCAGAUUUUGCUGUUGAGUGGUGUGGGUCCGAAAGAGGAUUUAAUGAAGGUUGGCGUUCGUCCCAUACACGAUUUGCCCGGCGUUGGUAAAAAUUUACACAACCACGUGGCCUAUUUCACAAAUUUCUUCAUCGAUGAUGCCGAUACUGCUCCUCUCAAUUGGGCUACUGCUAUGGAAUAUCUGCUAUUCCGUGAUGGCCUAAUGUCUGGUACUGGUAUUUCCGACGUUACAGCCAAAAUGGCUACAAGAUAUGCUGACAAACCCGGUGUGCCCGAUCUACAAUACUAUUUCGGUGGUUAUUUGGCCAGUUGUGCUCGUACUGGACAAGUGGGUGAACUUCUCUCAAAUAACUCACGUAGUAUACAAAUCUUCCCAGCGGUAUUGAAUCCCAAAUCUAGAGGUUAUAUUACCUUGGCCUCCAAUGAUCCUCUGGCACCACCACGCAUAUUCGCCAACUAUUUAACCGAUGAAAGAGAUGUUAAAGUUUUAAUAGAGGGUAUUAAAUUUGCCAUUAGAUUAUCACAGACCACACCCAUGAAACAGUAUGGCAUGCGUUUAGAUCGUACAGUUGUCGAGGGUUGUGAGAAAUUCACCUUUGGUUCGGAUGACUAUUGGGAAUGUGCGGUUAGACAAAAUACUGGUCCCGAAAAUCAUCAAGCUGGUUCGUGUAAAAUGGGUCCGGGACGCGAUCCAAUGGCUGUAGUUGAUCAUGAAUUGAGAGUGCAUGGCAUUAGAGGCUUAAGAGUAAUGGAUACCAGUAUAAUGCCCAAGGUAACAGCUGGCAAUACACAUGCACCUGCUGUAAUGAUAGCCGAAAAGGGUGUUUAUAUGAUUAAACGUGCCUGGGGCGCCAAAGUUUGACGAUUGGACGCAACAUGGACACUGCAUAGAGUAAUUUAAAUUAAUACAACAAACAAACAAAAAUACUUAAAAAUUAUACAGAAAAAUCUUUAAAUUUAAGUUGAGAUUCCAUAUUGUAAUAUUGAAAACAAAAUUUGAUUGCGUGAAUUUUUUCAUUUUUUUCCUAAAUUUCCAAUUACCCUUCCCGGUUUUAUGAUUAUUUUCUUCACCUUUUCGGAACUAAUCACACUCUUUGCCUAGUAGUUCACUGUUGCACUUUACUUUUUUAAAUAAACUUAGAUAUUUUUAUUCCUUAUAUGACAACUAGCUGUUUAUUAAACUAUCCCCGCUUUCAGAUUUAUCAGGCAUGGAAAAUUAACAUUUUAAAAUGGUACUAACUUUUUCGAAAACGGUACUUUUUUAUGAUUAAAAGCAUUGUUUAUAUCCUCUAGUUAAAUUUUGAACUAGUUUAAUAACUAGUCUAUGGAUUAGUCUUUGGACAAGCCUAGUUUAUGGACCAUUCUAUGGGCUAGUAUAUUGAUAAGUUUAUGGACUAGUAAACUGCCUAGACUAGGAUAUGUGCUAGUCCAUUGACUAGCUAGUCAUGGAUAAGUCUACAUUUGAAGGAAUAUGGACUAGUUUAAUGACUACUCUAGUCUGUGGAUAAUUCUAUUGACUAUUCUAUCGAUAAGUUUAUAGACUAGUCUACAAACUAGUUAAUUGACAACUUCAUAGACUAGUCUAUUUUGCAACGAAUUUAAACUAGUUUAAUGAGAAGUCUAUAGACUAGUCCAAUGUCCAUACUAUGUACUAGGCUAUGUGCUAGUCUAUUAAACAGUCUAUGGACUAUUCUAUUGACAAAUUUUGUGGAGGAGUCAAACUGUCUAGACUAUGGAUUAGGCUAUGUGGUCUAUAAACUAGUUUAUUGACAAGUUCACGGAUUAGUCUAUUGACCUUCAACAGAUUAUUGAUUAAUUUAUGAACUAAUAUGUUUCAACUGUCAAAAAGUACCAAAAAAAUAAUGUAAAAUAAUAUUUAAUUUUCCAUCCCUGAUGUCACAAACCUUUGAUGUGGCAAUGCUGCAUGUUUUUUUUUCUUUAAGUGCUCUUUAAUUAUGAUCUAUUAUUUAAUUAAUUAUUUAAACCUAUUAAACUAUAAUUAAAACAAUUCACAAAUCAA
Messenger RNA from Lucilia sericata (common green bottle fly), 3206 nucleotides. RefSeq names its product glucose dehydrogenase [FAD, quinone] (gene Gld). Gene Ontology annotation, molecular function: oxidoreductase activity, acting on CH-OH group of donors; flavin adenine dinucleotide binding. The record is from RefSeq and is a predicted model, not a curated record. NCBI's taxonomy places the organism in Eukaryota, Metazoa, Arthropoda, Insecta, Diptera, Calliphoridae. The transcript has 4 exons.